CAGAAGACGUCGACAUGGCACGUACAAAGCAGACCGCCCGAAAGUCUACCGGUGGGAAGGCUCCCCGAAAGCAGUUGGCAACGAAGGCCGCCAGAAAGAGCGCCCCAGCAACCGGAGGCGUGAAGAAACCUCACAGAUACAGGCCCGGAACGGUAGCUCUGAGAGAAAUUCGUCGUUACCAAAAAUCCACCGAGCUGCUCAUCCGCAAGCUGCCAUUCCAGAGAUUAGUUCGUGAAAUCGCCCAGGACUUCAAGACCGAUCUGCGAUUCCAGAGCUCUGCCGUCAUGGCGCUUCAGGAGGCCAGCGAAUCUUAUCUGGUUGGUUUGUUCGAGGAUACCAACCUGUGCGCCAUCCACGCCAAAAGGGUCACCAUCAUGCCCAAGGACAUCCAACUUGCCAGGCGGAUCCGUGGUGAACGUGCAUAA
This is a messenger RNA of Liolophura sinensis, 425 nucleotides long. Its product is annotated as histone H3. The transcript has a single exon. Gene Ontology annotation, molecular function: protein heterodimerization activity; structural constituent of chromatin; DNA binding. The record is from RefSeq and is a predicted model, not a curated record. The coding region runs from base 15 to 425 and encodes 136 amino acids. Gene Ontology annotation, cellular component: nucleosome. NCBI's taxonomy places the organism in Eukaryota, Metazoa, Mollusca, Polyplacophora, Chitonida, Chitonidae.